Messenger RNA from Heteronotia binoei (common prickly gecko), 2750 nucleotides. It is a transcript of the gene RMI1, whose product is annotated as RecQ mediated genome instability 1. The transcript is spliced from 2 exons. The coding region runs from base 597 to 2327 and encodes 576 amino acids. Lineage: Eukaryota; Metazoa; Chordata; Lepidosauria; Squamata; Gekkonidae. The record is from RefSeq and is a predicted model, not a curated record. Gene Ontology annotation, biological process: resolution of meiotic recombination intermediates; double-strand break repair via homologous recombination. Gene Ontology annotation, cellular component: RecQ family helicase-topoisomerase III complex; nuclear body. Gene Ontology annotation, molecular function: nucleotide binding.
CUAUUAGCUGCUACAUCCGUCUUUCUUCCAUUGGAGGCGUUUUUCCCUCGAGUCCCGCCCUCCGUGGCGGCCUACUGCGCGCCAACGCCGCAAACUCGGCUGAGGGCCGGUAAAGCGAACACCUUUGAUAGGCUUGCAACACUUUUCCUUUCGCCGCCUCUCAUCUGCGCUUAGUUCUUGAUUUUCUUUUCUCCCUCUCAGUUAGAUAUUGGGUAAUACUUACUACUGCAAACAUUGUUUAAAGGAUUAAAGCUCUAUAGUUAAGAAUCGCGCAGCAGUGUUUCAAGGAGAACGAAACUGAUUUGAGGUCGCAUGUGCGAGCGAGUAAAAAAUGGCGCUUGCAAAAACUUGUCCUCGCGAUCUAUAACUGUGGGGGAUGGGGCAUUUAACAUCUCGCGAGUCCAGGAGAUUUGGUUCUUAGGUCGAUUUGGCGCGUAAAACAAAAAAAGGAGGGGUGAGAACUGGAGGUACAGAGAGACGGCGAAAUAGGAAGUGGAUGCAAGUCGCGCAUGCUGGGAAAAGGUAUGAAGGCUAGGAAGGAACAUCGUCUCAGUUAAACAGGGCACUCAUAACAUUUUUAUGUACCUCAAAAGAAAAUGAGUGUAUCAAGUGCUGCAGUAAGAGUGGAAACUUGGCUUUCAUCUACAUGGCAUGUAAAAGUUCCAGUACCAUGGCUACAAGCUUGUAUUGACUGGAUUCAAGAAGAAAACGGCCUUAGUAAUUUGACUCAGGCUUAUAUUAACAAGCAAGUUUUUGAACAGUGGCUUCUUACAGAUCUCAGAGAUCUUGAAUAUCCUGUUCUGCCGGACUGCAUUUUAAAUGCUCCGAAAGGAGAGCUAAAAGGCUUUUAUUCCAUACAGAUUGAUUCACUUAUUGAUGUGAGUCAGCCUGCCUAUUCACAGUUGCAGAAGAUAAGAGGGAAAAAUACUGUCAAUGAGGAAAUCACUGCUAAUACACAAGGAACCCAGAAGUCCUGGGAAGCAAAGCCAACUCGAAUGCUGAUGCUGAAACUGACUGAUGGCAUAAAUCACAUUCAGGGUAUGGAAUAUCACUCUGUUCCUGUUCUCCAUAGCAGUCUCCCUCCAGGCACAAAAAUUAUGAUACAGGGGAAAGUGUCCUAUCGUUUAGGCGUUCUUCUGCUUAAGCCAGAAAAUGUGAGGUUGUUGGGAGGUGAAGUAGACAGCCUUAUGGAGGAGUGUGCUGAAGAAAGAGUUCUUGCUAAAUUGAUUGGAGAAGAUGACUUCAGUAAUUCUGUCAGAUCUGUUAUCGGAGACCCUGGAAUUUCCAGACCUGCUGAUGAAGUAGGCCAAGUCCUUGGGCCUUCUGAUGAAGAGCUUCUGGCAAGUCUAGAAGAAAAUGAUGAACUGAUAAUAAAUGAAGCCCCUCUUGAAAGUGGAUAUUGCAGCAGAAGUACCAGUUCUAAUUCUAACAUGUAUUCUCUUCUUCCCAACAAUGCAAGCUGCUCAGACCAAGGUUCUGCAAUCUUCAUUGCAGCCAGUGACCAACCAACUGUUCCAGUUUCAGAAUACAACGAACAAGGUUUAGAUGAAUUUCCUUUGGAUGAUGAUUUGCUUUUAGUAGAAGAGAUCCAUGAACAAUCACUGAAUAGAAAUAAUCCAAACAGGGCAGAUAAAUCUGUUAAAAGAGGGAUGUAUGAUGUAUUUGAUAAUAAUGAUGUAUUUGAAAAUAGUGCAGGUGAUUUUUUAAUAAAUCUGGAUGACUGUUCAGAAAAUAAAUUUAUACGUGAGAGAUGCUGUAAAAGAGAUGUAAUUGGCAACAAAGAAAAGUCCUCUGAUAUCUCUAACAAUAGAGUAACAGACACUAAUGCAAAUCCUAAUCAAUACUCUGACCAUGUACAGGCAUAUGAAAUAAAGGAUAAAUAUCUCAAAGUAAAUUUAGAUACACCUCCUUUUACAUAUAUUUCUGUUUUAUUAAGUAACAAGCUCCAGGGUAUUACCCAUGUGAAAGUUAAAGCUUUUAUAGUAACUCUUACAGGAAAACUCACAAGCAGCAGUGGCUUAUGGAGUGUAACUGCAAAAAUAUCUGAUGGGACCGCUUACUUAGAAGUUGACUUUGCUAAUGACAUUCUAACAAGUUUGAUUGGAUUUUCAGUUCCUGAAAUGAAGCAACUGAAAAAGGAUCCAGUCUUGCACCCAAAACUUAAGAAGGGUUUAUGCAGUUGUCAAAGAGAGCUAAUAGACCUCUGUUGUUUAAUGACUAUUGAAUUUAACCCCUCUGAGGCAAAAGCAAUAGUAAUAGUUUUGCAAGACAUUAAUGCAAAUGACUUGAAUAAUUUAAAAAGGCGCCUAAAUAUAUUUAGCAUUUAAGUGACAAUUGUUUAACAAUUCCAAGAAAACUGUUAGUUAUCACAUGCCUUUUGGGCUGGUUUUUGAAUUCAGAAAACAUCUAUGAUAAUGUUUUAAUAGUGAAAUAUAUAGUUGAGCUCAUUAUUUAAAACUUCUGUGUUAGCAAGAGUUUUUUUAAUAUCUAAAAUAUUGGGAAUUCAAGAUCUCUGUAAUAAGUGGGAAUCUAAACAUGAAGGAACUCAGUGCUAAAGUUUUUUUAUCAUUCUGUAGAAUUAUUGUAAGUAGUAACUAAGCAGUAAGAAUUAGUAAGUCAUAGUUCUAUUUGUGAUAUAUAUAGUUCUCUUUUACUUUUAAGGUAUUUGUGUAUCAUGAUGUUUGUAACUAUUGUCUUGAAAAUCCCAAAAUAAAAUAAAUUGUUUAUAAACAAUUUUUAAAGCUCAAAAA